AUGACAUCCUCUCGCUAUUCAGGGUCUUCGUGCCACGAUCUGGAUAAUACUCUACGUAUUGAUGCUGGAUCGUGUCGCGGAGGAUUCGACUUCUCUUUUUUGUUUGAGGAGACAAUCCUCCAGAUUUUACCUACUAUAUUAAUGCUAAUCAUUAUUCCUGUCCGCCUAUGGACUCUCUUGCCAAAACGAACCAAAGUUGUGGGGUCAUGGUUGGUCUUCAUCAAGCUUGCAGCUUGGUUUGCACUACUGGGUCUUCAAAUUGCACAAACAGCCUUAUGGGCACUUCCGGCAGCCGACAGUACCAAGGCAUCGCUUCCAGCUAAUGUGCUCCUCACAAUCGGCGCACUCACACUCGCUCUGCUUUCUUAUGCAGAGCACACGCGCUCUGUGCGACCCUCCUUUGUUUUGAAUGCCUACCUCUCCUGCAGCUUGCUCUUCGAUGUCGCUCGUGCGAGAACGCUAUGGCUACGCAGUGUGGAUACCUUCAAUGACACCCUUGCCAUUGUUGCUACAGUAGCGGUGGGUGUGAAAUUGGUUCUAUUCGUCCUGGAGGCUGUGGAGAAGAGACACAUUCUCAAAGUGGAAUACGCGGGGUAUCCGCCAGAAGCGACUGCAGGUUUCUACAACCGUGCAGUGUUCUGGUGGCUGAACCCACUUUUCAAGAUCGGGUUUACCAGCAUCCUGCGUGUAGAUGAUCUCUCUUUAUUGGAUAAAGAACUGAGCUCUGAGCGCCUACUGGCUCGAUUUGAAGGAAAAUGGAGCAAAGUCACAACCAAGUCGCCCAACACUCUCCAAUGGGAGUCAAUGAAGGUUGUCAAAUGGCCUCUUCUUGCAGGUAUUCCUGCUAGAGCUUGCGUUGUAGCCUUCAAUUUCUGCCAGCCUUUGCUAUUGGAGCGAUCGCUCUCAUUCUUCAAUUCCCCGGUCAACAAGAGUACCCAAAACAUCGGAUAUGGACUCAUUGGCGCCUAUAUCCUGGUUUACGGCGGCCUGGCCGUUUCAAUGGGCCAAUAUCAACAUCUCACAUACCGCGGGAUUACCAUGGUCCGUGGUGUUCUUGUGACAAUGCUAUACAAGAAAGCCAGCUGUCUGAGCCUAGGCGAGACCGACCCCGCCAAUUCGCUCACUUUGAUGAGCGCAGAUGUCGAACGAAUCACACAGGGAUGGCAGACCAUGCAUGAGAUUUGGGCGAACUCGGUUGAGAUUGCCUUAGCUAUCUACCUUCUGAAGACUCAGCUUGGGAUUUCCUGUGUCGUCCCUGUUUGCGUCGCUCUGUUUGCUUUGAUUGGAUCGUUGGUCGGCAUGUCCUUUGUGGUUGCACGGCAGGCGCAGUGGCUGGAAGCUAUCGAGAAGCGCAUUUCCUCCACUUCUGGGAUGCUUGGGUCAAUCAAGGGGGUCAAAAUGCUUGGCCUGCAGAAUUCCUUCAUGAGCUUCAUUCAUGGUCUUCGGAUCAGCGAGCUGGAUAUCUCCAAGAAGUUCCGUACUCUUCUGGUGUACAACAUGGCAUUUGGUUGGUUGACUCGGAUUUUUGCCCCGAUCUUUACCUUCGGUAUUUAUGUCGGUACCUCAAGCGAGCCUUUGAGCGUCUCUCGGGCUUUCACAUCUCUAUCCCUAUUCUCACUUCUGGCAGACCCUCUCUUGACUCUGGUUAUGGCACUCAUGUCUUUCGCUGGCUCGGUUGGAUCGUUCCAGCGUAUUCAACAGUUCUUGGACAAAGAAGACCACGCCGAUCGUAGAAAUGGUUCCUCGAAGACUUUGUCCCUCGAUGAUCUCGCUGAAAAGCGUCCGUUGUCGAAAGCUAAAGACCUUGACCUGUCUUCCUCUUCCAUCAACUCAGACUCUGUCGAGUCGCUCAAGCGCUCUAGCGCUCUGUCUUCUACGAAUGCUGUCGUUGUCCAAAGUGGAAGCUUUGGGUGGGAAGCCGGUAAGGAUCCAAUCCUUAAGGACAUUACCCUCACCAUCCCUCAAGGCAGCUUCACUGUUAUAAUUGGGCCAUCUGGAUGCGGCAAGUCUACUUUGCUGAAGGCUCUCCUUGGAGAAAUCACCUGUUCUGACGGCAAGGUUGCUCUCUCGUCUCCCAGCGUUGCAUACUGUGAUCAAACCCCGUGGCACAUGAAUGGCACCAUUAAAGACAGCAUUGUUGCAAUGUCUGACUAUGAUCCUCAAUGGUAUGCCUCAGUGAUUCAGGCUUGCGCUCUUCAAGAAGAUCUCGCACAGUUCCCUCGUGGAGAUUCUGCUGUUAUUGGGAGCAAAGGGAUCGCCCUCAGUGGGGGCCAAAGUCAACGUAUUGCACUUGCACGAGCUGUGUAUGCCCGGAGAAAGAUCAUGAUCCUCGAUGAUGCUCUCAGCGGUCUCGACGCUACAACAGAGAAUCACAUCUUCCAUAGUCUUUUCGGACCCAGAGGUCUCCUCAAAGAGAUUGAAUGUUCAGUGAUCGUCGCUUCAUCUUCUGUCAAACGGCUUCCCUACUCUGAUCACAUCGUUGUCUUGGAGGCAGGUGGUCGUAUUUCUGAACAGGGAAGCUUUGCUUCUCUGAACAAGACUGGUGGAUAUGUGUCAAGCUUCGGACUAGGUUUUCCCGAUUGGGAGUACAGGCCUAAGCGAUUCUCCGACUCUCCUAGUUACAGCAGUAUCGACACUAUCCAGAAAGAAAAGGAGACAGUGAUCGAAGAGCCAGCGCAACAUAUCGAUCGCGGUGGCGAUCUCGGAAUUUACACAUACUACAUUGACGCCAUCGGAUGGGUCCCCGCGAUUAUCUUCAUGGUCGCUAUGGCCGGUUUCGUGUUCUGCAUCUCAUUCCCCAGCAUCUGGGUAAAAUGGUGGGCCCAGUCCGACACCGAACAUCACAAACAGGAGUUCGGCCACUAUCUCGGUAUCUACGCGAUGCUUGGCUGUAUCGCCAUGCUGGCACUGAUUGUCGGCUGCUGGCAAAUGAUCAUCACCAUGGUCCCAAAAUCUGGCGAGAGUUUCCACCGCAAGCUGCUUACGACUGUGCUUGCCGCUCCGAUGCUUUUCUUUUCCUCUACCGACAGCGGUUCCAUCCUCAACAGGUUCAGUCAAGACUUGCAACUCAUCGACAUGGAGCUUCCUAUCGCCGCGAUCAACACUGUUGCUACAUUCUUCCUCUGUCUGGCACAGAUGGCUCUUAUUGGGGUCUCCUCAAAAUACGCAGCUAUCUCCUUCCCGAUCGUGCUCGGUAUCUUGUUCCUCAUUCAGAAGAUGUACCUGCGCACCUCCCGCCAGCUCCGUUACUUGGAUAUCGAGGCCAAGGCUCCGCUGUACUCUAACUUCACCGACUGUCUUCAAGGACUCGUGACUCUGCGGGCCUUUGGGUGGCAACAUGAAAUGGAGAAGAAGAACAUCGCUCUCCUAGACCACUCCCAACGACCGUUUUACUUCAUGUUUGCUAUCCAGCGCUGGCUCACUCUGUCUCUGGACAUGGUUGUAGCAGGAAUAGCUGUUCUUCUUAUCGUGCUUGUCGUCGCUAUGCGUGGAUCAGACCUCAGUGCAGGCUACGUUGGUGUUGCGCUAUUGAAUGUUAUCCAGUUCAGUCAGAGCAUCAAGCUUCUGGUUACCUUCUGGACCAACUUGGAGACACAUAUCGGUUCCAUCCAGCGCAUCAAGGACUUUACGUCAACUGUCGAGUCGGAAGACAAGCCUGGUGAAGACCAAGACGUGCCCCCUAACUGGCCCUCAAAGGGUGCAGUCGCCUUCAAUUCCGUCUCUGCAGCCUACAGGCCCUCCGAGCCAGUUCUCAACAAUGUCUCUCUCACUGUUCAGGCAGGUGAGAAAAUUGGCAUCUGCGGACGCACCGGAAGUGGAAAAACAUCCAUGAUCAUGAGUAUCUUCCGAAUGAUGGAACUAACUAGCGGCACCAUCACCGUGGACGGAGUUGACAUCACUCGACUCCCGCGACGAGAAAUCCGCUCGCGCAUCAACGGUGUAUCACAAGACUCCCUCCUAUUCCAAGGCAGCGUCCGGUUGAACGCAGAUCCAACUGGCAGCCGUACCGACCAAGACAUCUUGGCAGCUCUGAAGAGCGUUCAGCUUCUCCCUGCGAUCCAAGAAAAGGGCAAUCUAGACACGGACAUCGAUGAGAUCCACCUGUCUCACGGCCAAAAACAACUCUUCUGCCUUGCGCGCGCGCUCCUCCGCCCGGGCAACAUCCUCAUUUUGGAUGAAGCAACUAGCAACAUCGACACAAAAACAGAUGAAAUUAUGCAGCGCGUUAUCAGAGAGAAAUUCUGCAACCACACCAUUAUCGCAGUGGCCCACAAACUUGACACAAUUCUCGACUUUGACCGUAUCAUCGUCUUAGACGCCGGUCGCAUCGUUGAGAAUGGGGCACCUCACGUGCUUCUUUGUGAGCCCAAGUCGCACUUCAGCAAACUUUAUGCAAGUGCCAUGGCGACGGAGGAAUCAGAUUAA
Molecule: messenger RNA, 4425 nt
Organism: Penicillium vulpinum
Lineage: Eukaryota; Fungi; Ascomycota; Eurotiomycetes; Eurotiales; Aspergillaceae
Gene: abcB
Exons: 5
Coding region: 1-4425 (1474 amino acids)
Biological process (GO): transmembrane transport
Cellular component (GO): membrane
Molecular function (GO): ATP binding; ABC-type transporter activity; ATP hydrolysis activity
Source: RefSeq, a predicted model, not a curated record